AUGCUUAACGAGGUGCGCCAGAAGCGGGAGGAGGUGCAGAGCGAGAUCCAACGAUUGCGCGAACGAGCAAGAGCGAGCAGCCAGCGAUCAUCGAACAACAACAACAACAACAAAGCAGCGAAGCAGAGGGUAGAAGAGAAGGAGGUCAAGCGCGAACACGCCGGCGCCGAGGACAGCGCCAGCGGCCGCCAGAAGCCGCUGUUGUCGGUCAGCGAGCUUCGGGUCAAGUACGCGCAGGGCAAGGAGCUGUUGAAGAAGCAGAAGGAGCACCGGGAGGGGCGGAAGAAGAAGUCGAAGAAGCGGCAGCCCAAGUUCGCCGACCUCGGCCUCAUCCCUCCUCUCCUCCAGGCCGUCGAAGCCAAAGGCUGGCAGGUUCCAACCGACAUCCAGCAGCGAGCCAUCAAGCUAAUCCUUCGCGGCCACAAUGUUGUGUGCUCGUCGCAAACGGGGACCGGCAAGACGGGCGCCUUCACUCUGCCGCUUCUGCAGAGGGUCCACAAGCGCAAGCAGGACGAUGAGCGAGUGGGCAUCGUGAGGGGUAACGGUCAGCCGCUGAUGCUUGCCGUCACGCCCACCCGGGAACUGGCCGAGCAGCUCGUCACCGAGGCGCGCGCGUUGGCGCAGCAUCUCUCGCCUCCGCUGAACAUUCUCGAGAUUUACGGCGGAGCUGAGAAUCAAUUCCAAGUUAAGGCGCUGAAGACGAAGAAGUGGACAUAUUGGUUGCGACGCCGGGGCGAAGCCGGUCUGGAUAAACCCGAACAGACCGUGUUCGUUGAGGAUGAUGAGAGUUGGGGCGAUGAAGACGAUGUGGAUGAUGACGAUGAAGGCACGGAAGACGAGGCGGACGACGGGGACUAUGACGACGACGACGAGGAAGAAGAAGAUGAAGAAAUUCGGGAAAGCGACACGUUGGUGAUGCCCACUCCCAAGGGCGCCAAGGUGAGGAGCAAGCGCGAGCAGCUGCUGGCCCAAAAGAUGAGGGCCGACCACAUGGCCGCCCAGAUGCCGGGUGGUGCCAGCGGCGGCGCGCAGCAGUACCAAUCCCCCGUCGCACCGGGCGGGCUGCUGGACCUCGGCUUCGUCGAGAGUCUGGUCCUCGACGAGUGCGACAAGAUGGUCGAGUUGGGCUUCUUCCCGGCCAUCAAGCAGCUUUACCGCCUGCUCCCCAAGCCCAAGAAGAUCCUUCGCGGAGGUAAGAAGAAGGGCGAUAUGCAAACGUGCCUCUUCUCGGCCACCCUGUCGCCGCGCAUCGAGGAUGUCAUCUCUCGAUUCUCGCCCAAGAGUCAGCUCAUCAAUCUUAACGUCGACCUUCAGCCUCCGUCGCAGGUAAGCAAUCGACGGAAGCGCGCGCUUCUCACCUAUUUCCUGAAGCGCAAGGGCAGUCCUUUCAUGAAGGACCAAAAGGCGUUGAUUUUCUGUCGCACGAAGCAAAGAGCCGAGCGGCUCGCACAGACGCUCGAGGAGGACGGGUUCAAGGCCCUGCCCAUCCACAAGGGUCUCACUGUGACGCAGCGACGCAACGCCAUCCAGAUGUUCCGUGAUGGGGAAGUCCAGCUGUUGUGCAGCACUGAAGUGAUGGCCAGAGGAAUCGACAUUCCCGAUCUGCCGUUUGUGAUCAACUUUGACGUGCCACCACGAGGAGAGGAUUACGUGCACCGAACUGGGCGUACGGGCCGAGCAGGGAACGCUGGCACAGCCAUCAAUCUCGUCGCCACCGCGCCCUACACCCUCAAGCUGGGCGGAAGGGUGUGCGAGAUCAAUGAGCAGCACUACCUGAAGGACAUCGAAACCUUCCUCGAUGCCAGGUCGCUAGAGAUCCGCAAGGUGCCUGGUCCCUGGAAGGACGAGCCCAUCGACAUCGCGCAGGAUCCGGAGGCGCAGAAGCAGAAGCAACUGCGCGAGGAGGGCGUGCUCACCCUGCUCAAGAGGAAAGACCUCGUCGGCAAGGUCCAAGACAUCGAGAACAACAAGCGACUGUCGCUGUACGAGAAGAUGAAGCUCAAGGUGAGCAUCAAGAGCGCACUGAACGAGAAGCAAAAGAGCGACCGGCGCAAGGCGGGCCUCGUCGACGAUGAAGACGACGAAGCCGCAGAGGAGCAGAAGACCUCGCCUGCUGCGGGGAGGAAGAUGAUGAAGAAGAAGUCGGCCAGCGGCGAGUCGCUGCUGCCGUCCCUGCGCAACUUCAAGGAGGGCCGCUACGAGGACCUCCUGGUCGAGUUCGACAAGAAGAAGGCGCGCAAGGCCGGCGUGGCCGUCGAGUCGCCCGACAAGACCGAGCAAAAGCGACAGCAGAGGAAGAAGCUCCGCAAGGCCGUGCGACACAUGGAGCAGCGCGGCCUCUUCGACGGCGACCACAAGAAGGCGCAUUAG
Molecule: messenger RNA, 2370 nt
Organism: Acanthamoeba castellanii str. Neff
Lineage: Eukaryota; Discosea; Longamoebia; Acanthamoebidae
Product: DEAD/DEAH box helicase domain containing protein
Exons: 15
Coding region: 1-2370 (789 amino acids)
Molecular function (GO): ATP binding; RNA helicase activity; nucleic acid binding
Source: RefSeq, a predicted model, not a curated record